UUGUUCCCACACAUUCGACCCCGGGAGUGUAUGCAAAUUAAAGUGUCCCAAGACGAUCCCUUCUACGGACCAAGAAAUGUGACAUGCCUGAACUUAUUGCGAUCAAUCCCUGUUCGUGGGGAAUGCAUGGGUAGAAGAGAACAGCUAAAUGGAGCUACAUCUUUCUUGGAUGCAUCAACAAUUUAUGGUUCAUCUGUGCAACAUUUGAAGUCGUUGAGAUCUUUCAGCAAAGGUCAACUUAAGACGCAGAUGAUCAAUAAUGUUCCCUUUAUGGCCUUUAAGAAGUUAUCGGGCUAUGCUUGUGGAACUCCUAAAGAGCCGUUGAAGUGCUUUUCCGCUGGUAAGUCAAAGAUCACAUCGUCAAACUUGACAGGGGUGCUCAUCCCCUCCCAAUUUAAAAUACUUUCAGGUGAUUCAAGAGCCAACAUGAUGGUUGAAAUGACAGCAAUUCACGUUUUGUGGUAUAGAGAGCAUAACCGCAUAGCAAGUGCUUUACAUAAGCUUAAUUUGAAUUGGACGGAUGAAAUUUUGUUCCAGGAAACUCGAAAAAUUCUGAUUGCCGAGUUGCAGCACAUAACAUACAACGAAUUCCUUCCUUUGUUAUUGGGUGAUAAAGCACUAGAAGAGCACGAGCUAAAGAUUAAUCCCAAUCAGACUUAUGACGGAUAUGAUGACACGAUUGAUCCUAGCGUUUACAAUGUAUUUGGUGCAGCAGCAUUUAGAUUUGGACACAGUUUGGCACAGGAUGAAUUGGUGCUCUAUGGUCAUGGCGAUAACGAAGAAGACCAGGUUCUGUUACACGAAACGUUCUUCAAUCCUCACCUCAUAUACCACAAUGGGCUUGACCUUUUAAUACGAGGGGCUACAUUACAAAGGACACACUCAGUCGAUAGCUACAUCACAACAGAGGUGCGUGAGCAUCUCUUCCAGCCAGUUGAACUUGAUUAUGGCCAUGAUUUGUCAGCGGUUGGUAUUCAAAGAGGAAGAGACCAUGGUUUACCAGGUUAUACUAAGUGGAGGGAAGUUUGCGGAUUAUCUUCGAUCGACGAUUGGGAUGACCUGUAUGAGGUUAUGGACAAGAUGAGAGCCGAUAAUCUUAAAGCUGUUUACGAAUCUGUGGACGAUAUUGACUUCAUUCCUGGAGCUUUAGCAGAAAACCAUGUCGAAGGAUCACUUCUUGGCCCUACCCAUACAUGCGUCAUCGGGCGGCAAUUUAAGAAAACCAGAAAAGGAGACAGGUUAUGGUUCGAAAAUCGAAAUCAGAUCGAAUCUUUUACUGAAGAUCAGCUAAAAGAGAUUUAUAAAUCUAGUGUAGCUCGCAUCAUUUGUGACAACGCAGACAGUAUUCACAAGGUACAGAAACAUCCUUUCGAAAUGCCAUCUGAGAGCAAUCCUAUCGUGUCUUGUCAAGACAUUUCUUCUGUAGAUUUGUCCAAGUGGAGUUAAUACAUGCUUACAUUCAGCUCCUGA
Uloborus diversus is the source of this 1470-nucleotide messenger RNA. Its product is annotated as peroxidase-like protein 3. Gene Ontology annotation, molecular function: peroxidase activity; heme binding. The record is from RefSeq and is a predicted model, not a curated record. The transcript is spliced from 10 exons. The coding region runs from base 31 to 1446 and encodes 471 amino acids. NCBI's taxonomy places the organism in Eukaryota, Metazoa, Arthropoda, Arachnida, Araneae, Uloboridae. Gene Ontology annotation, biological process: response to oxidative stress.